Anneissia japonica is the source of this 3025-nucleotide messenger RNA. Its product is annotated as serine/threonine-protein phosphatase 2A catalytic subunit beta isoform. The coding region runs from base 123 to 1058 and encodes 311 amino acids. The record is from RefSeq and is a predicted model, not a curated record. Gene Ontology annotation, biological process: mitotic cell cycle; peptidyl-serine dephosphorylation. The transcript is spliced from 7 exons. Gene Ontology annotation, molecular function: protein serine/threonine phosphatase activity. Gene Ontology annotation, cellular component: cytosol. NCBI's taxonomy places the organism in Eukaryota, Metazoa, Echinodermata, Crinoidea, Comatulida, Comatulidae.
GAAAUUUCUUCUCACAACCGCUCCUUUCCCCAAACGACACCCGUAUGAAAUAAUUUUUGUCAGUGGGGUUGAACUGUUACUCCUAUCAAUUUCCUGUAAAAAAGGCUUACUCAAACACAAAAAUGACGGCUGCAGACAAAUCUUCUGCUAAAGAAUACGAUGGUUGGAUUGAACAGUUGAAUGAAUGUAAACAAUUACAAGAAAACCAAGUGAAACAGCUCUGCGAAAAGGCUAAGGAAAUUCUGACAAAGGAAUCUAAUGUACAAGAAGUGAAAUGCCCAGUGACAGUGUGUGGAGAUGUUCAUGGUCAGUUCCAUGAUUUGAUGGAACUGUUUAGAAUUGGUGGAAAAUCACCAGAUACAAAUUACUUAUUUAUGGGCGAUUAUGUUGAUCGAGGCUAUUACUCCGUUGAAACUGUCACCCUUUUAGUUACUCUGAAAGUGCGUUUUCCAGAGCGAAUUACCAUCCUCAGAGGAAACCAUGAAAGCAGACAAAUCACACAAGUUUAUGGUUUCUAUGAUGAAUGUUUAAGGAAAUAUGGUAAUGCAAAUGUGUGGAAAUACUUCACAGAUCUCUUCGAUUUUCUUCCUCUCACAGCUCUUGUUGAUGGUCAGAUAUUCUGUUUGCACGGUGGACUAUCUCCUUCGAUUGACACACUUGAUCACAUUAGAGCAUUGGAUCGAUUACAAGAAGUCCCACAUGAGGGACCAAUGUGUGACCUUCUGUGGUCUGACCCUGAUGACCGUGGUGGCUGGGGUAUAUCCCCACGUGGAGCUGGAUAUACUUUUGGACAGGACAUUUCAGAAACUUUCAAUCAUACCAAUGGACUUACACUUAUAUCAAGGGCACAUCAGCUAGUCAUGGAGGGAUAUAAUUGGUGCCAUGAUCGUAAUGUGGUCACCAUUUUCAGUGCACCUAACUACUGUUACAGAUGUGGAAACCAAGCUGCAAUCAUGGAACUUGAUGAUGCCCUUAAAUAUUCAUUCUUACAGUUUGAUCCAGCACCACGCAGAGGAGAACCACAUGUGACACGCCGUACACCUGACUACUUCCUCUAAAGCCCACAUCAAGGGCUGUGUGACAAUCCUAAGUCCCAAAAUUACAUUUGUACAAGAUCCUUAAGUUGCCGUUUGAAAUCAAAUUCAGAUGAGAAGUCAUCUUAUAAUGAAGGAAAACAAAUUAAUAGUAUGGGGAGCAGUUUUAUUAUCGACAAUGUUUCUAUUAAGCAACAUUAGAAGACACUUGGCAACCUGUCCAGAUUUCAUAAAAAAAUAUAUCUAGUUCAAGUGGUAACAAGUAGUUAAACUGUUUAGUAUCUAUUCAUCAUGAUUCAGCGUUUUGUUGUGAGGUUUGGUUUGUUCCGAGUGAGAUGAGAAAAGAAUUUGUAAUUGUGUCAGGUAUUUGUACUGUGGUUGUAUGUUAAUUACCCAUUCUCAUACCCUCACUCCCCAUCUUUCCGUUACCCAAUAUAGCAAGGCCCAGGGUGAAAUUGCACAACUUGAAGCUGUCUUCCUACACCAGAAUUCAUAGAAUGGUUUUUAAAAUGUUAUUGGUGUAAUGUAAGUGAAGCAAAAAUUAUAUGGACUGCUGCUCCAUGAAGAUUGUGUAAUGUUCUUGCUAGUAUAUUAAUGCCUAUGUUGCUAAUGUGAAUUAUUUAUGUUUAAUAGCAUUACUUGAUGGUAAAACAUACACUGAUUAGUUGACAGCAUCUGCAAAAUCUCAUUUUUCAUUGUGCUUGUUAAAUCCCCAUUGUCUGUGUAUAUUUAUAGAUUGAAAUUGUUUUGAUAUAAGACAUUUACUGCUUAAGAUUGAUAAAUUGCAAGGAAAAGUUUAGUAAUUCUAAUAUUUUCUGAAUAAGGAAUUGUUCAAAUUGCGAGUUUAACAUUUGGUUAUAAACAAUAUUAUAUUUUCAAAAAUUUAAAAAUCUAAGGGUUCCAUGUACAAAAAUGAUCGCAUAUUGUGUUAACUUUUUAUAAAAUUGGUUUGACCUCCAUUUUGAAUCUAUGCCAUUUUUCAGUUUCCCAUCAGAACAAUCUACAAGGAUGACUCUGAAGGAAGGUAGCAGCGUCACAUGUUAAUUUAUUAUUAAAUUGCUUAUACUGUAUUUAGAUUACCUUACUUAAGCCAAUGCAAUACUGUUUGAGGAACUCUUGAGUGGGAAAACUGUUGUUACUUGUUUUGUGGGUUUUUUUGCUAAUUUCACCAUCAUUGUUACGUUAACAUUAGAAUUUUAUUCUGAAGAAGUAGGUAUGUAGCAUAAUUCGUUCAUUCCUGAAAUUCAUUUAUACCAGUUAAUCAUUUGGUUACAUUUUUAAAGAAUGGAUUAUGUUCUAAAACCCCCAAUUUAUAAGUACAUAUUCAAAAUUUUAAAAUUAUUAUAUUUUGAUGUUUAUUUGACAAUAAACUAUAUUUCAUCAAGGUCCUAUUUUAGGUCGAAUGCAACAUUGGUUAUAUAAAUGUAUCAGGAAAUUUGACAUUGUCAAAAAUGUGAUUGCUUACCGUUAAUGUUUUCCACUCAAAUUGAUCAUCACUGGAUAAAUUUAAUGUUUGUAAUUUAAUCAGUCAGACAGUUAGGAUUGCAUUAGAUUGGGUGCUUAUCAUAAACAUUACGCUUAAAUUGUGUUUAAGGGUAUUGUUGCAGUCAGCUUUGCCAAAUAGAUGUUGUCCGGAUGAAUUUUUAUUACAUUCUAUUUCCAUAAAUAAGCAAAUAGUUUUAAUUUCAUUAGCUUCUGAUUGGAACAAGGGUACAGAAACGGUAUAAAAACGUUUUUCAUUCAGUAAUAACAGUAUGUAAGUUCAUUUCAGUGUAAUUAUUUUGUUCCACAUCAUUUACAAAUUGUGUUGAUUUUUAUUUCUAGCUAAUUAUUGGUUGUAAUAGCUUGCAUGAUAUGUGAUUAAAUUUUAAAGAUGCAAGAUAGCGUGGCAGUGUGAACUGGACAGUGGCUUCAUGUAGAAUGCAACCAGGGCCUUUCAAAAAUGUGCAUACAAAUUCUAUUUCUGUCGUAAAUAAAUGUGAGAUACUCUA